UCCAGCCUCCGCCGCCUCAGCUACCCGAGCGAGCCCUGCGGCCGCCGGAGCAGCUCCCGCGGCGGAGCAGGAGCCGGAUGGUCAGAGGAGCCCGGCAGCCCCAGCAGCCGCGGAGUCGCCUGGCCCCUAGACUGACUGGCACAGUGGAGAAACCACCUCGAAAACGGAAAAGCAGGACCGAGUUUGCUCUUAAGGAAAUCAUGUCCUCUGGAGGUGCCGAAGAUGACAUCCCACAGGGAGAGAGGAAAACAGUUACAGAUUUUUGUUAUCUUCUGGAUAAGUCUAAGCAACUGUUCAAUGGGUUAAGAGAUUUGCCACAAUAUGGGCAGAAGCAGUGGCAGUCCUAUUUUGGAAGAACUUUUGAUGUUUACACCAAACUCUGGAAGUUCCAGCAGCAGCAUCGACAAGUCUUGGAUAAUCGGUACGGCUUGAAGCGGUGGCAAAUAGGGGAAAUUGCGUCUAAGAUUGGGCAGCUAUACUACCACUAUUACCUACGCACAUCUGAGACCAGCUAUCUGAAUGAGGCUUUCUCCUUCUAUUCUGCAAUCAGACAGAGAUCGUAUUAUUCUCAAGUCAAUAAAGAGGACAGACCUGAAUUGGUAGUUAAGAAGCUAAGAUACUAUGCAAGAUUUAUAGUAGUUUGUCUUCUGCUCAACAAAAUGGAUGUGGUGAAGGAUCUGGUGAAGGAAUUGUCAGAUGAAAUUGAAGAUUAUACUCACCGCUUUAACACCGAAGACCAAGUGGAAUGGAACCUGGUGCUUCAAGAAGUAGCAGCUUUCAUUGAGGCGGACCCUGUUAUGGUAUUAAAUGAUGAUAAUACCAUUGUGAUCACAUCCAAUCGCCUUGCUGAAACGGGAGCUCCACUGCUGGAGCAGGGCAUGAUUGUGGGGCAGUUGUCCCUGGCCGAUGCACUCAUUAUUGGUAAUUGUAAUAACCAGGUCAAGUUCAGUGAACUAACUGUUGACAUGUUCCGGAUGUUACAAGCCCUGGAAAGGGAGCCAAUGAAUUUAGCUUCCCAGAUGAAUAAACCAGGCAUGCAGGAAUCAGCUGAUAAGCCUACCAGACGAGAAAACCCCCACAAGUAUCUGCUGUACAAACCAACCUUCAGCCAACUGUACACAUUCUUAGCAGCAUCUUUUAAGGAGCUGCCUGCCAAUAGCGUGCUUCUGAUUUACCUGUCAGCCACUGGCGUUUUCCCCACAGGUCGUUCUGAUAGUGAAGGUCCUUAUGAUUUUGGAGGGGUACUUACUAAUAGUAACCGGGAUAUUAUAAAUGGAGAUGCCAUCCUCAAACGAAAUCAAUCCCACAAGGAAAUGCACUGCCUUCAUCCUGGAGAUCUCUACCCCUUCACAAGGAAGCCCCUGUUCAUCAUCGUGGACUCGUCUAAUAGUGUCGCCUAUAAGAAUUUCACAAACUUAUUUGGACAGCCACUAGUCUGCUUGCUUUCUCCUACAGCAUAUCCAAAAGCUUUACAAGAUCAAUCUCAACGAGGUAGCCUCUUCACUCUCUUUUUGAACAACCCUCUAAUGGCCUUCCUAUUUGUCUCUGGAUUGUCAAGCAUGCGUAGAGGCCUCUGGGAAAAGUGUCAAGAAUAUCUUCGAAAAAUCAACCGUGAUAUUGCCCAGCUGCUGACCCAUUCACGUUCAAUAGAUCAGGCAUUUCUCCAGUUUUUUGGAGAUGAAUUUCUUCGCUUGCUUCUCACAAGAUUUAUCUUUUGUUCAGCCACCAUGAGGAUGCACAAGAUUUUUCGGGAAACACGAAAUUACCCAGAGUCAUAUCCACAGCUGCCGAGGGAUGAAACAGUGGAGAACCCUCAUCUGCAGAAGCACAUUUUGGAAUUAGCAUCCAUUCUGGAUGUGCGAAACGUGUUCCUUGAGAAUACCAUCGACGACUAUUAAAACAGAAGUCCUCUCAUGGAAACAAGUUUUCAUUUGCCACAGAUUUUAAAUGGUGCAGUUUUCUAAUGUGAUGACAGACACAUAGUGAUGUUACUUAGUUUUUAUUUUUUCGAUUUAGGACCGCCAUUUUAAAAAGAAACCGGAAAAAAAUUGUUCAAACUUUUAGGGCAACUGUUUUAAAGUUCACUCUUUCAGGUCUUUUAAAAACUCGAUUGAUCUUGGAAUUUUUAUUUUUUGGUUUUGAGGUAUGGAUACUUACCUCUAACAUCUAAUCCGCCACUCAAAUGGUCACUAUUCUCACUCUGAGAAGAGUAAAUCCUUUAUUUUUGUAUAAUGAGGAAAAUCCAACUCUUAUACGUGGACCUUAAAUGCUUGGAUUUGGAAAAUGUGUAAUUGUUGACAAAGAUGAAACUAGCCAGCAUGGACUACUAAGAAUCAGGAACAGAGCCCUCCCAUAAUAUUUCUUUUCUUUCCAUCUUAGUAAGUAGGAAAAUGUGUGAUUCUUUGAAGCAUAAGCAAGAUAGUUCUUGAAAUCAUUUCAUUCAUUUAAAUGCUGUCAAGAUUUCAGAAACGGUAUAGAGUGAUUUGGAUCUGAAAAGCUAAAUCUUUAAUGGGGGUCUUGAGGUGAAAAAUGUGUUCAUAUUUCGUUUUAUUUGUAGUCUUUGAAUGCUGGAAA
Messenger RNA from Phacochoerus africanus (Common warthog), 2574 nucleotides. RefSeq names its product suppressor of cancer cell invasion (gene SCAI). The transcript is spliced from 18 exons. Gene Ontology annotation, biological process: DNA-templated transcription. Gene Ontology annotation, molecular function: transcription corepressor activity. Gene Ontology annotation, cellular component: nucleus. The record is from RefSeq and is a predicted model, not a curated record. The coding region runs from base 78 to 1898 and encodes 606 amino acids. NCBI's taxonomy places the organism in Eukaryota, Metazoa, Chordata, Mammalia, Artiodactyla, Suidae.